AUGUUUAUUUAUUUAAUUAUCAUCUAUUUAACCCAAUUAUUUAAUUUAACAUUUUCUUCUUCCACAUUAAAUGCAGCAAACAAUAAAGGCCCUUGUUAUGAUCUAACAGCAGAUAAUUAUUUCCCAAAUUCAAAUAUUUGCCCAAACGAAGCUGAGAAUGCUGUUGACCCGGAAAUUCCAACAGAAAAAUUAUGUAGUACAACAACUAAUGGAAGAUUUAAUUUAAUAGGGCUAUUAAGAAAUGGAAAUGCUGUACCUGAUAUAAAUAAGGAAAGAAAUGAAAAUUGUGAAAUACCGGAUCAAAUUAUUUAUUCAAGUAGAUGUAGAAAAAGUUGCAGAACAUGCUGUUUAUUGCCAGAAUAUGGAAGUUGUAAAGGUAAAGAGAUAUAG
Molecule: messenger RNA, 390 nt
Organism: Meloidogyne enterolobii
Lineage: Eukaryota; Metazoa; Nematoda; Chromadorea; Rhabditida; Meloidogynidae
Source: the annotation of a GenBank genome assembly